UAUUUGUCGUUCGUGUCCUGGAGCCGGCCGGCCGUCAUUGUCGGUACCGUGGGCAUCGUUGACUGAUACGGUUGGCCCGCAUUUGAAGACUAUAGUAUACUAAUUGUAUCUGCUCUCGAGAUCAACGAUGCUGAAAUAUUUACUGUUGUCGAUUUUGGUGGGUUAUACGCUGGCCGAUUCUGUGCUGGAGCUCGUGGACGGCGACUUUGACAGCGUCAUUGCUGAGCAUGGCACCAUCCUGGUUAUGUUCUAUGCUCCGUGGUGCGGGCAUUGCAAGAAACUUAAGCCCGAGUUUGAGCAGGCAGCUGCAAUUCUCCUGACAAAUGAGCCACCAGUGGCACUUGCCAAGGUUGAUUGCACAGAAGGUGGCAAGGAGACUUGUAAUAAGUUUGGUGUCCGAGGCUACCCAACAGUGAAGAUCUUCAAGAAUGGAGAGUUCUCACAGGAGUACAAUGGGCCAAGAGAAUACAAUGGUAUCGUCAAGUACAUGCAGGCCCAGGUCGGCCCUGCCUCUCAAGAGCUGACGGCAGAUAACAUCGAGAAGUUCCUGGCCAAGGAUGAAGUUGGUGUGAUAGGUUUCCUGAAGGAAGGCGGCGACCUCAAGUCGGUCUUUGAAAAGGUGUCCGACAAGCUGCGUGAGAAGGUGCGGUUCGGCCACACGAGCGAGGCGUCCCUGCUGAAGCAGUACGGCGAGGACGUGAUCGUGCUCUUCCGGCCCAAGCACCUGAAGAACACGUUCGAGGAGAGCAGUGUGCAGACGGACUCGACGGACCGCGCCGAGAUCGAGAAGUUCAUCAAGGUCAACUACCACGGCCUGGCAGGUCACCGCACCACCGAAAACGCCGCCGACUUCAAGGCGCCGCUCAUCAUCGCCUACUACAACGUCGACUACGUGAAAAACCCUAAAGGCACCAACUACUGGCGCAACCGCGUCAUGAAGGUGGCCAAGGCGUUCGUGGGCCAGGGCCUGACGUUCGCCGUGUCGCAGCACAACGACUUCCAGCACGAGCUGGAGGAGUACAACCGCGGCUUCGUCAGCGGCGAGAAGCCGGUGAUCUGCGCGCGCGACGCCGAGAACAAGAAGUUCGUCAUGGAGGAGGAGUUCAGCAUGGAGGCGCUGCAGAAGUUCGUCGAGGCGUUCCAGGAGGGCACGCUCACGCCAUUCCUGAAGUCGGAGCCGGUGCCGGACAACAGCGGCGGCGGCGUGACGGUGGCCGUGGCCAAGAACUUCGACGACGUCGUCGUCAACAACGACAAAGACACGCUGAUUGAGUUUUACGCGCCCUGGUGCGGCCACUGCAAGAAGCUGGCGCCCGUCUACGACGAGCUGGCGGAGAAGUUGAAGGACGAGCCGGAGAUCGCCAUCGUCAAGAUGGACGCCACGGCCAACGACGUGCCGUCCACCUAUGACGUGCGCGGCUUCCCCACGCUGUACUUCGCACCCAAGGACAGCAAGAGUAGCCCGAAGAAAUACGAGGGCGGCAGGGAGAUCGACGACUUCGUCAAGUACCUGGCCAAGCACGCCACCAACGAGCUCAAGGGCUACGACAGGACCGGCAAGGCCAAGAAGACCGAGCUUUGAGCGGCGGCCUGUCAGCCAGCCUGCAGAGAUUCCGCGCGCCUCUCGAGCCGCUUGUGAUACAUGUUGGGGCCGGGGUGGGCCUGGUGUGUUCGUGUCUCCGCUUCUGGGUCGGCUCCCGCGGCCAGUCACAAAGUUUUCGGCGCUGCGCGUUGUUGCCCGUUCCAUUGCGUUCCAUCUCUGUGUGAGUGCGUGCGAGUCCGAGUCCCGCUGCACUGUUCAGCACCGGCCUUUAUUUUUUAUUGAUACAAAAUAUAGUGGACAAAACAGGA
This is a messenger RNA of Pollicipes pollicipes, 1851 nucleotides long. RefSeq names its product protein disulfide-isomerase A3-like. Gene Ontology annotation, molecular function: protein disulfide isomerase activity. Gene Ontology annotation, cellular component: endoplasmic reticulum. NCBI's taxonomy places the organism in Eukaryota, Metazoa, Arthropoda, Thecostraca, Pollicipedomorpha, Pollicipedidae. Gene Ontology annotation, biological process: response to endoplasmic reticulum stress; protein folding. The record is from RefSeq and is a predicted model, not a curated record.